AUGGACGAAGAGCCGCCAGAGGAUGAGGGCAUUUAUCACUGGGAGGAGUUUAAUCAGGUCCCGAAGAAGUUGACAAAGUACUUUGCUCAAAGACAUGUCUUUUGGGAACGUUAUAAUCAGGGCAUUUGGAUGACGGAGGAAGCUUGGUAUGGUGUCACGCCGGAGCCCAUUGCAAAUACCAUCGCUGUACAUAUCUCAGAAUCCGUGCCAAAAGAGAAGGAUGUGAUCAUUGAUGUCUUCGCCGGUGUCGGCGGAAAUGCCAUCGCUUUCGCCCGCGAAGGGCGCUGGAGGCAGGUCUUCGCCAUCGAGCGCGACUCAGCAACCAUGAAGUGCGCAAAGCACAAUGCGAAGGUCUACGGCGUCGAAAAGAAGAUCGUAUGGAUUCAAGGCGACUGCUUUGAUGUUCUUCAGCAACGAUUCGCCGGCACCCAGAACGCCGUCAUUUUUGCGAGCCCGCCUUGGGGUGGUUCCGAAUAUAACAACGUGGAUGUCUUCGAUCUUUCGAAGAUGCAGCCGUACAAUCUGGACACGCUGUACACGAAUUUCAUUAAGAUUAGCAGUCACCUGAUCCUCUAUCUUCCACGGACGUCAGACUUGAAUCAGAUUGCAAAGUACGCCCCAGAGGGCAAGAAGCUCGAAGUGGCGCAUUAUUGUAUCAAGGGUGCAAGCAAGGCACUUUGCGUCUAUUUUGGAGAUUACAAUUUCCCAGAAGCGGAGGAAGGGGGAGAGGAAGAGGCGGAGGAGGGCGCUAAUGGAGACGGUGAGAAGACAGAUGAGGGGCGGACAGAAGGGUGA
Westerdykella ornata is the source of this 795-nucleotide messenger RNA. RefSeq names its product trimethylguanosine synthase. Gene Ontology annotation, molecular function: RNA cap trimethylguanosine synthase activity. Bases 1 to 795 code for a protein of 264 amino acids. Gene Ontology annotation, biological process: 7-methylguanosine cap hypermethylation; 7-methylguanosine RNA capping. The record is from RefSeq and is a predicted model, not a curated record. Gene Ontology annotation, cellular component: nucleus. NCBI's taxonomy places the organism in Eukaryota, Fungi, Ascomycota, Dothideomycetes, Pleosporales, Sporormiaceae. The transcript is spliced from 5 exons.